Molecule: messenger RNA, 678 nt
Organism: Bicyclus anynana (squinting bush brown)
Lineage: Eukaryota; Metazoa; Arthropoda; Insecta; Lepidoptera; Nymphalidae
Product: chorion class B protein M2410-like
Exons: 2
Coding region: 261-617 (118 amino acids)
Biological process (GO): chorion-containing eggshell formation; multicellular organism development
Cellular component (GO): egg chorion
Molecular function (GO): structural constituent of egg chorion
Source: RefSeq, a predicted model, not a curated record
AGCAAUUUCGUGACCUUUACGCGAUAUCGCUAUCACGGACGGCAUUACAAUUCGUAACAAUGCUGACAUAUCAAAAUUAUUUUAAUAGAAAUUAUGCAUUUGUAACAAAGUACCUACAUACUUACGUAUUGUGAUGUAAGUUUACAAAUAAGCAAUAUUGAAUAAUGAUAAUAUAAUCGAUAUAAAUAGGACAGUAGGUUAGCAGGGGUAUCAUACCACAACUUUAACUUUAAACCAAUAACGUACGAAAAUUUGGAGCAAUGGCAUCUAAGGUCAUAUUUGUGUUCUGCCUGCAAUUGGCAAUAAUGAAGUAUACUCUCGCUCAAUGUAUCCCCAUGGCCACCGUGCCAGAACCGUGCGGCUUUACAAGUGGACUGACAAUGAACAUGCCCUGGAUACCAUCCCCGAGCUUCUCUAUAAGCUCUGACGACCUGGGUGUUUGCGGCACGGUGACAGUAUGCGGCUCUAUGCCAUUCCUUGGCACGGUCAGCCUUGCUGGAGAAAUACCGGCCGCCGGUCAAGGCACGGUUAUGUACAACUGUGGCAAUGGUGACGUUGGCAUUGUGAGCGAAACAAUACAUUCUGGCAUGGCUGCCCCGAUGGGCAUUUGUUUCUGAUCUGCGUAAUUUUUAAUUAUUUAUAUUGUUUUGAGUUAAAUAAAACUUCUAACGUUUAAAA